AUGAAGAGGCGCGGCGGUCUGGUUCUUCUCUGCGCUCUAGCAGCCGCGCUCUGCGUGGCGCACGCGCACGGACACUCCCGGCACCACUCCCAGUACUGUCAGUGGGAUGGGUGGGGGCUGCGCUGCAAACAAUGCAAAGACGGCUUCUACCUGCAGAGGCCAGGAUUGAUCUGCACUCCCUGCAAUUGUCACCCCACAGGGGCCAUCAGCGCCACCUGUGACAGCAGGGGGCGGUGCAGCUGUAAAGAUGGCGUCAGUGGAGAAAAAUGCGACCGCUGCUCCAAUGGAAUAAUGGGUCCAAAUGGAUGUUCACCAAGACGUCAGCCCAGAGAGGAUUCUGGGAAUUUACCAUGUUUCUGCUAUGGACACAGUAGUCGGUGUUUUUCACAAUCUGGCUUCUCCGUCCACAACAUCAGCUCCACCUUCACCUCUGGUUCUGAGGGUUGGAGGGUGACCACAGCAAAAGGUGACACCCCCCGUGACGUUCUCUUCCGCUGGUCACCCAAAUACCAGGACUUAGAGGUGAUAUCCAAAGAAAGUCUGCCCAUUUACUUGAGCGCGCCUGACUCUUACCUGGGAAACCAGCUGCUGAGCUACACUCAGAACUUCUCCUUUGGGUUGCGACUGGACCGUGGAGUACGUCGCCCAUCAGCUGCUGACGUGAUUCUGGAGGGAGCUGGUUUGAGGGUGUCGGCCUCUCUGGGGGACCUGAGCUCCAUUGUGCCUUGUGGUCAGAAGAUUGGCUAUAGCUUCAGGCUGGACCAGCAGCCGGGCAGCGGAUGGAGGCCUCCACUGUCCCCCUUUGAGUUCCAGAAGCUUCUCCAGAACCUCACAGCCAUCAGGAUCCGGACCACGUUUGGAGAAGCCGGACGUGGUUACCUGGACAAUGUCAAUCUAGUGUCAGCUCGGCGUGGAAGUGGUGUCCCGGCCCAGUGGGUGCAGACCUGUAUCUGUCCUCCGGGACACGAGGGCGACUCGUGUGAGCGCUGCUCAGCCGGGUUCAGGCGCAGCAUCCCUGCGGAUGGAGCAUUCAGUCCCUGCAAGCCUGGAGACCCAGAGAACCCAGACCGUUUCUCUGCAGAUGAGACACCCACUGUUCAGCGCUGCCAGUCAGGGUUUUACAAAGAGCCAAGGCAGGGGGGCGCAUGUGUGCGGUGUCCCUGCGCAGAGGGAGAGUCCUGCUCACUGCCUCCUGGAUUUGUUGAACCUCGCUGUGACCGCUGCCCAACAGGAACCAGCGGUCCUGGAUGUGACACCUGUCUGGAAGGAUUUUAUGGUGACCCGGCCGGUUCCACAGGCCAACUGCGACCCUGCAAACCCUGUAACUGUGACGCUCAAGGAUCCGAAUCGGUACAGUGUGACACAUUUGGCCGCUGUCGCUGUAAGCCGGGCUUUGAGGGUCCAACAUGCCGCAGGGCUAGUUGUCCCGCCUGUUUCAGCCCUGUCCAAAGAAAAGUGGAGGAGAACGCCGCCAAAGUAAAAGAGCUGGAGAGGCUGUUACCAGACCAGGACUCUGGUCCAAGGCCAGGUGACUCCUCCAAGAUGGAGGCCGCACUAAAGGUCACAGAGGAGCUGCUGAAUUAUCUGCAGGAGACCACAGAGGAGCUGAAAGAAAUAGAGAAAGGACUGCAGGGUCGACUGUCGUCUGUCAGACGGACUCAGCUGACCGAGCGGCAGGACAUCCAGGACAUCGCUCGUGAGGUCGACAGCAUCGUAAAACAACGACAGACUUACGAGACAAAGGUGAAGGAGGUGCAGGCCCUGCUGGAGGUGAUGGAACAGAAGAUGGAGGAGGGAAAGGCCAAAAUCCGAUCAGUCGAGGUUCCAGUUAGCGAUGCUCCACUAAGUCCAAACAACCUGACUUCCCUGGUGCCGAAAGCCUCCAGCCUGGCUGACCAACACCAGAAAAAGGCAAACGCUGUGGAGCGAACAGCCAAUGAGGCGCUAAGCGACUCGGAGAAGAGUCUGGCUCUGCUGAGGACUCUGACUAACCGAGAGAACAAAGUCAAGGAGCUGAUCGGGGAUCUGAAAGCACUGAACGAGCAGAAUUUGUCUGAGGUCAAGAUUCUGGAGAAGGAGGCGAGCCGCCUCAGCGACGAAGCCACAGAGGAGAGCAAAAUGGCCGACGACAUGUUGAAGGACAUCGCCAUCAUGGAAGGGAAGAUCCCGGGAUCAGGAACGGAGCAGAUCGACGCCAUGGCUGCCAGGCUGGACGAGACAAAGGAGGCUGUGAAUAAGAACAUCUCAGACCUGGAGGAUCUUCAGACUGUGGUCCAACAAGAACAGGCUGCAGCCAGAGACCUGCUGGAUGAAGGCAGAGCUGGCCUCCAGGAGUUCAACAGACUGCUGGACAGAGUCAAUGGUGCCAAGGCUGUGACGGAGGAGGCUCUUAAACGCAUCACCAUUAACAACAAUAAGCUUGACGACGCCCUCAGUGGCCUGAGAGACUUUGAGCAGCAGGUGGAUGGCAGCAAGACUCUGGCUGAUGAUGCCAUCAGCCGUCUCCCAGGAAUAAACGGCACCAUCCAGAGGGCAGCUGGAAACAACGCCAGGACCCAGUCUGUGCUGGCAAACGUGUCUGCAGACCACAGUGAAGCUCUAGCAGCCAUUAACGCGCUGAAGGACCAGCUCAGCGGGCUGAAGGAGGGCGUUGGAAAUCUGCCGGAUCACUCCGGGUUGGAGGGGGGAGCCGCCACACUCAACACUGAGGCAAAAGACCUGAAGACGGAGGCAGAGCAGACAGCUAGAGACCUGGAGGAGGAUCUGAAUGAGGCCAGAGCGUUAAAGGAUGACGCUGAGGAGGCGGCUGUGGGAGCGGCUGCAGCUUCAGACGGAGCCAAGCGUGGCAGAGAGGCGGUGGCUCGAACCCUGCAGGACAUCAACAAGCUGCUGGCUGACAUGGAGCACUCUGCUGUGGAUGAAGAUCAGCUGAAGCAGCUGGAGGACUCCCUGUCCAGAGUUCAGGAGGAGGUGCACGGCCGUCUCACGUCCCGGCUGCAGGACAUGUGGGAGCAAGAGGGCGCUCAGCGCCGCCACCUGUCGAGGAUCAGCCUGGACUUGGACCGGCUCCUGGUUGACGUGACUAACCUGGAGGACAUCCUGAAUGCGGUUCCCAGUGGAUGCUACAACACCGACCCCAUCGAGGAGGCCUGAAUGGCGCCCCCUUCAGGUUCCUCAAUCCAGAUCCUGUUUGAGAUGAAGAUAAAAGUCUUCAAUAAUUUAGACAAAAAGAUUAAGCUGCUACAACCAGAGUUGCCUUCAUGGUCUCAUGGAAAUAUCAGCUUCAAAGGGAUCUGCUUUGCUGUUCUCUGGUACUGACACCUGUUUUUACUACACCAGACGCUUUUGUUAUUUAUUCAAAUCUUCAAAGAAGAUUUUUGAAAAGACUAUUAUAUUUUAGAGAAAGAGAUUUAUUCAUGGAAGACUUGAAGUUGGAAUGAUGGAAAAGAUGCUUCUCUGAAGGGAAUGAAUGUCUGGAUUUCUGAUUUUUAAUUUUUAUUUUUUACCUGAAGCAGUUAUUUUUCUUUUCUGCUUCUUUUCUAUGUCGUAAUGUUCCUGUAAUUUUCCUGAUUUGUGUUGUUUCCGAGCCAAACAAAUAAAUGUUUUUUCUGUUGA
This is a messenger RNA of Oryzias melastigma (Indian medaka), 3615 nucleotides long. It is a transcript of the gene lamc2, whose product is annotated as laminin, gamma 2. The transcript has 21 exons. NCBI's taxonomy places the organism in Eukaryota, Metazoa, Chordata, Actinopteri, Beloniformes, Adrianichthyidae. Gene Ontology annotation, molecular function: extracellular matrix structural constituent. The record is from RefSeq and is a predicted model, not a curated record. The coding region runs from base 1 to 3153 and encodes 1050 amino acids.